Molecule: messenger RNA, 240 nt
Organism: Diaporthe amygdali
Lineage: Eukaryota; Fungi; Ascomycota; Sordariomycetes; Diaporthales; Diaporthaceae
Exons: 1
Coding region: 1-240 (79 amino acids)
Molecular function (GO): protein dimerization activity; DNA binding
Source: RefSeq, a predicted model, not a curated record
AUGGCUCCACCUGUUCCAAUUAAUAAUCCCAGUGCCAAGACACAAUUGACCGCAAAAGCUGCCAAGCGCGAGAGAGUCAGGAGCUUGAAGAGACGUGCCACUGUUAUCAAAAAGCUAGACGAGCUGCACAUCAUAUGUGGAUACGAAGUCUACACACUUCUCCAGAAGGGCUUCCGCACCUAUAUUUACAAAUCCAAUAGGAGUACAGUCUGGCCGCCACCCGAUCCCGAAGUUGUAUGA